AUGCUGGGCGCCACGAACUUUGUGGAGCACUAUUCGGAGUUCCAUGCCACGCACGCCCAGCACGACCUGGUGAAAUCCGCCAUGUACGCCGGCUCCAUCCUCGGGAUGAUCGUCAUGGGUCCCUUAAGUGACCUCAUUGGCCGCCGCAACGGACUGAUUUUGUGUUCGCUGAUCACUUUGACUGGUGCCCUGCUGAGCACCUUCGCCUGGUGUGAAAACGCACUCAUCGCGGCACGAAUCAUCACGGGCAUCGGCAUGGGCGGAGAGUAUCCUUUGGCAUCUUCCCACAGCGCGGAGUCCUCCAGUACCGCUGAUGGUGCAAGGAAUGUGGCACUGCUCUACCUCUUUGGUUCUGGUGGUGGGCAGGCGUUGUGCCCUUUGGUGACGUACUUGAUGGAUAUCGCUGGAGUGCCAGAUCACUUGUUGUGGCGCUGCAUCUUUGCCAUAGGCAGUGCGUUGUCCGUCUUGGGCCUGCUUUUGCGCAUUGUGGCCACACAAGACAGCCCCAAGUUCAAACAGAGUCGAGCCAGCCACAGUCACCAGUCGACCGCAUCGUUGCUGCGGCCAUACUGGAGGCCACUUUUGGGUACUGCCGGUGGUUGGUUUCUCUAUGACAUUGUGGAGUAUGGCUUGAAGCAGAACGACGCUGCCAUUUUCGAUGCGGGCCACGACGGAGCCUACAGCGACAGUGUGCUGAGCGUCUUUUUCACUCGGCUCCUGGUAAUACCCUCACUGAUCGUUGCACCUUGGCUGCUCACCAUGACCAGCAGCCGCCGAGUGCAGUGUGCAGGUUUCCUGGGCUGCGCCUUGUGCAACCUCGCCUUGGCCGUGGGAUACGGAACUUUGAAGGAGAUGACGGUUCUCUUCUUCGCCCUCUACAUCAUUCAACUUUCCUUCCAGAGCUUGCCGGGGGUGACUACCAUGGCCAUCAGCGCGGAGAUCUUCCCCAGCAUGGUGCGUGGCACCGGCGCGGGCAUCUCAGCGGCCUUCGGCAAGCUUGGUGCCACCAUCGGCUCCUACGCCUUCUCGGAGAUGAAGAACUUGGGCCUGAUCGCCACGAUUUUCUGGGUGGUGGUGAUCACCUCCAUCCUGGCUUUGCUGUUGACCCUAUACGCCAUUCCACUCUACAAUGGUCUCUCCCUGGAUGCCGCGGACGCCUUGGCGCGCGAGGGAAAGCUGCAAGACGCGGUCCAGGUGCUCUAUGCGCCGCCGGAGGAGGCGACCAAGGUAUACGUGCCACGGCGAACGGAGACGGAGAACGGGCGCCAACCAGACUGCAUGUUGGCGUCUGAGGUCUUGUAUUGGUCACGCUCGGGUGGACACUGGGUGCCGGGCACUGUCCUGGGGCACAACAUCCAGUCCUUCGGUGCCAAAGGGCAUUGGAGUUAUGAGUUGGAUGUUCAGCCACAGGCCGCGCCCUCGCUGGUGGUGCAGGAUUGGACUGCGAAGUUCAAAAGCUCAGGUCAGCAGGGUUACCCACAGCCGCGGAUUAUGCCCAGCGCCCUGUGCAUGACGCCAAGCCCAUGGCCGAUGUCACGCCAUGCCUCAACGCCGUGCUUGUUCCCGGCACCCAAGCCGAAGCCGGUGGCGGAGCUGCAUGUCACGACGCGCCUCCCGCGGCACAGCGACGGCGGACCCGAGUCGCCGGUGCGAGGCUCCCUGGUGAGGACGCCCUCAGCUGCGGGCACACCCAUCUCAGCCCGCUCACCGGCCGGAUCGCCCAUGUUGAGCUUCCGCCAGGUGCGGCUCUCGCAAACUCCUGACCUUCGAGAACCCCGCGAGCUACAGUCACCAUCCGUCACCCAACGCACCGUCGCCUCGAAGGUGCUCUCGAUGACCUCGUUGCCCCCCACCGUGGUGCCCCCGAUGCCCACCUCGCUCGCCGCGCCGGCCGCGUCGCCGGCGGUGCCGCUGUGGCCCACGGCGGCCACUGUGGCGGCGCCCGUGGGAGAGCGGGCGCGGCCUCGGGAGCUGCGGGAGGCGAGCCCACACUUGGGUGCUCGACUUCCAGACCCUGGCCGCGAGGCUGCGCCACCUGCACCGCCUGCGCCGUCGACUGCUGCGCCGUCGACACCUGCUGGGCCGGUCAUUGUAGCGGUGCCCUCCUCGAAGCUAUUGCGCCCCGUGGGGAAUCGUGCCACGGUGCCAGUGGCUGGAUGCUGCACGCCCAAGGAACCGCCUCUCUUCAGCCGCUCUGUGCGCGCCGCGCCCGGCCCAGCGUCCGAGACGCGCGGCCCGGCCAGCGCGGCCGCGGUGGCCGCGUCGCCCACGGCGCCGCUGCUGACGCCGGCGCCGCCGCGGGUGGCGCCGCCGCAAUCGCCGCCACGGACGUUGCCGCGGGCCCGUGUGCAGGUGAUGCCGCCCCCGACGCCACCCCGGGAGCACCGGGUGGUCUGGUCAGGAGGGCCCUUCUCUCAGCGGCCUCCCUCGGUGCUGCGGAGUUCCGGGGCCUCGGAGGAGAACUUGCGAAGCUCCUUGGGGGUGCUGAGCCCAAAGGGUCCCCCAGUUCCGACCGGGGCUCAGACAGCAUCGGCCCAGUCGCUGUUAAUUUCCACGGCCCGGACGUCUUCGCCUUCCAGGCGCUCGCCACCGCGGCUCAUGCCGAAUGCCCGGGCCCAGCUCCACACGCAGCCUGCCAUGUCGGUGGCCACGCCGGCCAUGUCCUGUGCCACGCCCGCGGGGCCGGGGCCGCGCUCGCCGUUGAGCUUUGAGCCACGCUUUCAGUUGAGGACUGCUCGUCCUCACUUGCAUCAAUGGGGGCUGCCACCGGACAUGUGGGGGAUCCAUUUCGACCAGCUAGUGGAUCUGGAGCAGAACGUUCGAUUCCAACGAGGUUGGACCACCCGAGAGGUGGUGGCUGAGAUCAUUUGGCCAGAGACAGCAGGGAAAGGCAUAGGUGCAGAAGCAGUUGCUCGGCUUCAUGCUGUGAGCAAGCAGUCCUGGGCGGAGCUGUCCGAGGAUCUUUUGACGGAUAGCGAGCCAGGAGCUUGGGAGUCCGAGCGCUACACCGACUCCAUGGAAUCCCCGCAGGCCUCACCAAUGCAAUCUCCAGUGGUGGCCAAGAGUGAGCAUGGACACCAGGGAAUCAACGGAGCAACGAAUGGCGAUUUUGUUUGCCCAACUCCCAGCUACAGCAUCGCGUUCCCAGUGAUUGACAUCGCCGGCCUUCCAAAAGCACUUUGCAACAACGUUUGCGUGGAGGCAAUGCUUCAGCAGGCAGGCUUGACCCAUGGAGUGACUGGCUUCAUGACCGAUGAAACCAGCACCAUUCGAGUGAUGUUGGCCAACUGGCCCGCCGCCAUGCAUUGCAUGGAUCAUUUUAAAAAGAGCAGCUGGGCUGGCGGAUCCCUUCAAAUCAAUUGGGGCCUCGCCAUUCCCCAGGCUGCACAGGAGAUGGCCUACGGGCAGAUGAACUCCCAGCAGAACUACUUGGGCACACCAAUCAACCAAUAUGAGUGUGAGAAGACCGACCCUGUGAUGGAAGAAAUUCGACUUUGGGUUUGCUCCGUCCUGGCGUCCUGGCAGUUCAUCUUUCACGCGACCAUCAACACGCGGGUUUUUCAUCUCUGCUGGGUUGUCCAGCUCCAGGGAAAGCUCACCACAGACAGCUACGCCUUGUGGCGGAACGCCAAAACGCCCUUGCAAGUUGCUGUGAUGGUCUCCCAUGCCUGGGACGAUGCUUUCGUGGAUUUGCUCCUCACACUGUCGGUCGUGCCUCAACAAGGGCCCUUGUGGGUGGCCUCGACCGCCUUGUACCAGUCCGAGGAAAGCAUCAUGCAAGUCCUCAAUGAGCCCUUUGAGCUGAUGAAUCAGGUCCUGCGGGGAAGAUCCCUGCUCUGCGUCCUUUCCACCGUGGACGUCUAUGAGCGCUUGUGGUGCCUCUUGGAGAUGUCCUGUGCGGUGGACUUGGGUGUGGAGGUGAACACCAGCCGAAAGCCGAAGGGUCGGGGUGCCUGGGCCCUGGACGAAGCCUUCUUGACCGCCUGUGGCAAGCCCGUGGACUGGGGGACGUGGCGGGGCAUCGGCCGGGGUGGGGCCGAAGAGACCUCCGGAGGUCUGGACCGAUGGCACCGAUCCGAGGAGCAACUGCUUGGCGGGGGAUGGAGUACGACCGGCAUCGGCAAGCAGUACUCGGAUGUGCCUCGGACCGCCUCGGAAGACGCCAUGUAA
Molecule: messenger RNA, 4170 nt
Organism: Durusdinium trenchii
Lineage: Eukaryota; Dinophyceae; Suessiales; Symbiodiniaceae
Source: the annotation of a GenBank genome assembly